AUGGGAAAAACUACACGGGGUUCAGUUUCGAGUAAGACAGUGAAUUUGGAUGUGGAUCCGAAUUUGAUACGUAAUAUUGGGAUUAUUGCGCAUAUUGAUGCAGGGAAGACAACGGUUACGGAGCGCUUAUUAUAUCUUGCUGGUGCAACAAAGUUUUUAGGAAAUGUUGAUUCUGGAAAUACUGUAACGGAUUUUAUGGAGUUAGAACGUGAACGGGGUAUUACAAUACAGUCUGCAGCAGUAACAUUGUUUUGGAAAAAACAUAGAAUCAAUUUAAUUGAUACACCCGGUCAUGUCGAUUUUACUCUAGAAGUUGAAAGAUGUCUUCGGGUGUUAGAUGGUGCUGUAACUGUCUUGGAUGCAUCAGCUGGUGUACAAGCACAAACUAUAACUGUAUGGCGACAAGCGAAGAAAUUUUCUGUUCCAUCAGUUUUUUUCUUGAAUAAAAUGGAUAAACAAACUGCGAAUUUUUGCAGAUCUGUUGAUUCGAUAACAGAGAGAUUGGGACUAAAAGAUCCCAUCAAUGUUUGUAUUCCCCUUACAUGUAAAGAUAAGCGUUUUGUGGCAGUUGCGGAUGUAAUCAACAAGCGCUGCUUAAAUUUUGAUUUGGAUGACGAAGCGCAAUGGACCGAUGUGAAAGAGGACUGUCCUCAAUUUGAACAAAUGAUGACUGGUCGCGAAGAAAUGUUUUCAAAAUUGGCGGACUUGGACGAUCAUUUUGCUGAUAUAUUUUUGCAAACCAGCAAUGAAGACGAUGCUUUAAAUGCAGAAGCGCUUAAUGCUAUGAGACGACUUACACUUACUCAGCGAGUUAUUCCGGUGACUUGUGGAUCAGCAUUAAGAUGUGCGCAAAGUGUAAAUCCAGUCCUUGACUUGGUCAUCAAUUGUUUGCCUUGUCCGGCAGAGAAGAAUGGUCUUAUUAAUAAAGUCUUUGGAAACGAUUUAAGUGCUUUGGUAUUUAAGAUUGGACAUGACAAAAGAUUUGGACAGCUAACCUACGCGCGUAUAUAUACUGGUGAAAUCAAGAAUAUGGAUUCGUUGUAUAAUGCUAAUAAGAACACUAUAGAAAAUAAAUUUAAUGUUCAUAUUCCGUAUAGUGAUCAGCUACAGUUAACUUCAUCUGUUAAGGCAGGAAAUAUUGCAGUUCUAACGGGUAUGAAGUCUACAGCUACAGGUGAUACACUUGUUGCAAACAAAAGAGCGGCUGAAAUGGCAAGUGAAAGGCGUCAAAAGCUAACCGAUGAAGAUCUUGCUGGAGUUUAUAAUUUGUUUUUUCAAACGACUACAGGUCAUCCUGGACGUGCAGCUGGUUCUGUAAAAUCUGUUUUGCUAGCAGGCAUUGAAGCACCUGACCCAGUUUAUUUUUGUACUGUUGAAGCACCAUCUGAAGCAUCUAAUGUAAAGUUUGAAAAGGCCUUACAAGAGCUAGCAGUAGAAGAUCCGUCACUGCAAAUACAUUAUGACAACGAAUUCGGUCAAACUGUUAUUGGUGCAAUGGGAGAGUUACAUAUUGAAGUAAUCAAAGAUAGACUUCAGCGUGAUUACGGCUUGAAUGUUUUUAUGGGGCCGUUGCAGGUCGCAUAUCGCGAAGUGAUUAAAAAUGAAGUUACAAAUACCACAAUUCUGAAUGCUACAUUUGGAGACGGUGAAAUAAAACACGAAUGUAGGAUUACUUUUAUUCUUAAACCAAGUAAAAACAGCGGAAAAUUUAAGCAG
Acanthocheilonema viteae is the source of this 1716-nucleotide messenger RNA. Lineage: Eukaryota; Metazoa; Nematoda; Chromadorea; Rhabditida; Onchocercidae. The record is from the annotation of a GenBank genome assembly.